This is a messenger RNA of Archocentrus centrarchus (flier cichlid), 1022 nucleotides long. RefSeq names its product polyamine modulated factor 1 (gene pmf1). The coding region runs from base 51 to 731 and encodes 226 amino acids. Gene Ontology annotation, cellular component: MIS12/MIND type complex. The record is from RefSeq and is a predicted model, not a curated record. Gene Ontology annotation, biological process: chromosome segregation. The transcript has 5 exons. Lineage: Eukaryota; Metazoa; Chordata; Actinopteri; Cichliformes; Cichlidae.
GCCGUUGAUUUGGCGGGCGCUGCAAAACGUAAACAGAGGUAGCUGAAAAGAUGGAGGAAAGCAAGUCAGCAACACAAGCGGAUACUACAGGUAAUUUAGGUGCGAAAGACUCAGCUGAAAGCCAGGCUAAUGAAGCGACAGGGGAAGUUUCAUCACAGAUGCCGAAUAAACCGACAGAGGAGACGGAGGCUCGGUACAAGAGGAUGAAGCUAUUCGACAAAGUGAUGCAGAAGAGCCUGAAUAAGUUCAUCGAAGAUGCCAGUUUUAACAGAUUCGUCAGCAUGUUUCAUCCACUGUACAGUAAGAACCCUCAGAGGAUGGAGAGCAUUCACAAGCAGUUCAUAGAGGAGCUGCGGCGCACUAUACAGGAAGACCUCAACAAACUGAUUGAAGAAGGCCAGCUAGAGUUAAAACUGAAUGAGCUGGACAAACUAGAGAGAGCUGCCAAGGACAGUCCAGAUCCUGCAUGGCGACCAAGUGGGGUGCCUGAGCAGGACUUUUGCAGCCUUUUGAUGCCGUACUAUCAAAAACAGGAAGCCUACAUGCGACGGGAGCUGAAAAAGAUUCAAGCAGAGAAUGCUGCCCUAGCACAGAAGGUUCAGAGUGGAAGAGAGAGCAUUGCUCAGACUGAAAACCGCAUUUCUGCCACCAUUGAUGAGUGGAAGGCAUCAGUGACAGAGUUUGAAAGGCUGGCAUCUUCUCUCCGCCCUGCUGAUGUCUUUGAUGUGUGAUCUCCAGAAUGUUCACUAACUUAACUGUACAUAAUGAGUUUUUUUUUUUACUGUGAAUGUUUGAAAAUAAACAUGGAAUUUUGGAAACGAUCGGCGCUUGUAGUCCUGUGUACGUUUGCAAUUACGGUGCCUUGCGUGUUUAUUUCCUGUAUUACGGUAUGUGGGCCACGAACAGAAGUGAGGAGCGGAGUAGUUGACACUCGGAUUCUCCAUGAACAGUUUUCGCACGUAUAACAGGCCAUAAGCUAGAAGAACCCGGCAUUUUUUGUUCCAUAUAAAUGUAUUAUUAGA